Mucor velutinosus is the source of this 2595-nucleotide messenger RNA. RefSeq lists its product as uncharacterized. The coding region runs from base 1 to 2595 and encodes 864 amino acids. NCBI's taxonomy places the organism in Eukaryota, Fungi, Mucoromycota, Mucoromycetes, Mucorales, Mucoraceae. The record is from RefSeq and is a predicted model, not a curated record. The transcript has 16 exons.
AUGAAUGCUUCAGGGGUCAACGUGAAUGAAGCUCGUCGAGCUGUUCCUGCAAGACAUCCUCGCCCCUUAUCCUCUGCUGAAAGAAAUCAGCAAGAACCUAGUUCAUCCUCUGCCAACAGUAGACCAAAUGGCGGAUCAAAUGUCAUUAACUUAGAUGAUCUAACUGGAGAUGUUGAUGAGGAAGUCAAUACUUCCCUCUCAGACAGAUAUCUCAAGUGGCAAGAUCUCAGUGAAGUGCUUUUGAAGAGCUAUAUAGAAAGCCACGAAUUGCAUGGCCAUGCCGAUCCAUGCCUCGAUGCGCCGAUAAUUAUUGGAACGAAGCCCCAAAGCUGCGAUUGUACCUCCAGAAUCACUUCAUGGCCUAUCAAUGGCUUCAUGAUGUUUAAGCGAUGUAUUUUCCAAGUGGAGUAUUGCUCGCACCAAACAUUGCUCGAGUCGCUUUUGAUGUCUCAAAUGAUGCCAACAGCAACUGUGUUUCCCAAGUCUGCAGUGCAUUUCUCCCUCUUUGAGUCUAUGAUUGACAAUCGCUUAAAUGCGUACUCAUCGGUUUAUGGCUUUGUUAAAGCAAACAAUGCUAGCAACCUGAGACUCUCAAGCUAUGAUCCCAAAUUCAAACCUCUUCCAUCUUCGUUUCACGAACUGGCUUUAGUUUAUCAAAGAGUUAAAAAACACUCAAUUGACAGCGUAUAUCGCCAACAUGAUGUGGAAAGAGAUUGCAGCUGCUUGGCAUGCAAGGGGGCACCAAGAAAGGGAAUAACAAUGGAUGGAAAUUUCCAACAAAAACGAUAUAGAUCUAGACAGAUUGACAUUGUUGAUAAUGGCAAUCCCAACAUCUUUCUUACUUCUGAGGCUGAGAAAGCAAAGUUUGGUGACAAAGCAGAUGUCGACAAAUAUGAUCGAGCAGAGACUGCUGCGACCGAGGAUUGUCUUCUGGAAAAUUUAGAUAGCGAGUUUCAAGCUCUCAGCAAUAACCGCAGAACUACCAGCAACCGCUUUGAUGAAAAUGGUGUCUUCAGCAUAAAUUGUGCUCGUCAUGGAAUUGUUGAAAGACUAUUUGAUAUUUUUGAGGGAGAAGGGAGAAAGUAUGCUUUGGCUGGUGUAGAACAUGUCAUUAAAAACUUGGAAGAAGAUCAGAAGCUUCUGAUUAUGUAUGAUGUAGCAUGCGCAUGUAGAGAAACUUUCAACAAAGCUUUCCCAGAGCUUCAAAGCGAGCGUGAUGUGUGGUAUGCGGUGAGUAUUUUUCAUGCGUACGCACAUAGUGCUGCUUGCCAAGCCAAAAACAACCCCAGGUAUGUGGAUCAUGCACUAGGAUUAACAGAUGGAGAAGGAGCAGAGAGAUUUUGGUCGUUUGCCAAUCAUUUCGUCGCGCAAAUCAGGUCGAUGACCAAAGCUAACCGUAGGGCAAUGAUUGUUGAAUUGGCUGAGGCAUAUUGCGAUGAGAAGAUGAUAGAAUUGCCAAAUUUGUUCGUGAAAAAAUACGACAAAGCAAUGGACACUAUCAGAAGACUCAACAUGACCAAGAGUGCCUACAGUAGUUUCGAAGUACAGUGGAAUAGCCACAGAACUGCGCUCGCUGUGCCUUUUUCCAACGUGAGGAACCUUCAAAGGCUACAUGAAAGGGCUGAAGGAAACAUCUUGCUUAUGAACGAUAUUAAGCAUGAGUAUGCAGUGACAGCUGGUCAACUCAUUUUCCUCAACUCAAGAGAUUCGCCUAUUACAAGUGGCUAUAUAACUGGCUUGAAGCGUCAACUGGAAGCAAAACUCAAUGAACUCGAGCGACUAUUUCCUCAGUUAAUUGUCCAUGGAGGAAGGCCGACAACCUUUGGUCACAUUACAAUGCAGCAAUACUUUGAUGCAAUCAAAGAUGAAUGCCACAACAUAUUAGUUAAAGUCUUAAGACAACUAAUCUUUUCCAUUUUCAUGAACGAUAAUGAGCUUCGUAGGCCCAAUUCGACUGGAACUGAUAAAGCUGCUAGGCUGCUAGUAUCCAUUGCCUCCUCUACAAAGAAGGCUGGACUAGUAGUAGAUAGCAUUAACAAUUUUGUCGAUAGAAACUUUGGAGGGGAUCCUAGUAAAAAAGUGCCCAGUGUCGCAAUUGAGCUGCAAAGGCUCAGAAACAAUGAAGAUGCUGAUUUCUUGAGACUGUCCCAAGGAAUGAAAGACUGGCAUACCCUUAGAAAGUGUGUCGAGGAAACAUCAAUUCUUGUUGAAGAGGCACAGAGAUACGAGCAGAACUUACUCGCUCGUAUUGAUGGCAUCUAUGAAGCUGCUCGCCAGAACCACUUGAUCAAGAUAGAUUAUCUCAAGUGGAAUCCACCAAGGUACAACCCCGAGGCAGGAGAUGAUGAUUUGGUAGUCGUUUGCUUUGCUGACAGAAGUGAUGUCCACGUGUUCUCGCCAAGACCACUUGCUGAUGACCGCGCAGAUGAAGAAGGCAUUGUUGGCAGUGAUAAUGGUAGAGACGAUGAAGUCGAUGAUGAUGAUGAAGAGAGCGAUGGUGGCGAUGAUGAUCGUGGUUAUGGUGAUAGCCAAACCAAUAUGGCUGACAGCAUAGCGUCUACACUAGCCUCAGUUAUGCUCGAGCAGUCUACUUAG